Messenger RNA from Gavialis gangeticus (Gharial), 2185 nucleotides. RefSeq names its product neuronal differentiation 6 (gene NEUROD6). The record is from RefSeq and is a predicted model, not a curated record. Gene Ontology annotation, molecular function: protein dimerization activity. The coding region runs from base 358 to 1371 and encodes 337 amino acids. The transcript is spliced from 2 exons. Gene Ontology annotation, biological process: regulation of DNA-templated transcription; nervous system development. NCBI's taxonomy places the organism in Eukaryota, Metazoa, Chordata, Crocodylia, Gavialidae.
UGUAAAAUGCUGGUGCAGAUUUUUUUUCUCUCUAUCACUCUAACCUUCUGUGUUGAUACAUGAAUGCUGGUACCCACUUACAGGGAUGCCAGAUGAUCAGUGCAGAAUGUAGGUCCCAAGAGAAAGGAUCACAUGGUUUUCUCUGCCUUGUGACGUCACUAGCAGAUGGCAUGGGUACCAGCUCUGGCAGUUGGCAUCAAUGUCACUUUUUAGAGAUCAAUGAGAUAGUGCAGAUAUACACAGAUCUAGACUCCAGGAGACGAUGCGACAUUCAGACUGAAAAGAUUUGGAAGGCAAAAAAUGAAAACUGAUUGUUGAAUGAAAUAAAAAGCUAAGGUAACGUAAGAUUAUAGAACCAUGUUAACACUACCGUUUGAUGAGUCUGUUGUAAUGCCAGAAUCCCAGAUGUGCAGAAAGUUUUCCAGAGAAAGUGAGGACCAAAAGCAAAUUAAAAAUCCAGAAAGCUUUUCAAAGCAGAUUGUACUCCGAGGAAAGAAUAUCAAAAGGGCCGCUGGCGAAGAUACAGAAAAAGAAGAGGAGGAAGAAGACAGAGAGGAGGAGGAUGAGAAUGGUUUACCUAGAAGGAGGGGCCUUAGGAAAAAAAAGACAAGCAAGAUAAGAAUGGAGAGGAUCAAAUUCAGGCGACAAGAAGCCAAUGCUAGAGAAAGGAACAGGAUGCAUGGCCUUAAUGAUGCUCUGGACAAUUUAAGGAAAGUGGUCCCUUGUUAUUCUAAAACACAAAAACUGUCUAAAAUAGAAACAUUGAGAUUAGCCAAAAACUAUAUUUGGGCUCUUUCUGAAAUCCUGCGAAUUGGCAAGAGACCUGACUUACUCACGUUCGUCCAAAACCUGUGCAAAGGUCUGUCCCAGCCAACUACAAACUUGGUGGCGGGGUGCCUGCAGCUGAAUGCUAGAAGUUUCUUGAUGGGUCAAACUGGUGAAACUGCCCAUCACACAAGGUCACCAUAUUCCAGCUUCUAUCCUCCCUACCACAGCCCUGAGCUCAGCACUCCCCCAGGGCAUGGAACUCUGGACAAUUCCAAGUCUAUGAAACCCUACAAUUACUGCAGUACUUACGAGUCCUUCUAUGAAAGCACUUCCCCUGAGUGUGCCAGCCCACAGUUUGAAGGUCCCUUAAGUCCUCCCCCAAUUAACUAUAAUGGGAUAUUUUCCCUGAAGCAAGAAGAAGGCUUGGACUAUGGCAAAAAUUACAAUUAUGGCAUGCAUUACUGUGCAGUGCCACCCAGGGGUCCCCUUGGGCAGAGCUCCAUGUUCAGGUUGCCUACAGAGAGCCACUUCCCUUACGACUUACAUCUGCGCAGCCAGUCUCUCACCAUGCAAGAUGAAUUAAAUGCAGUUUUUCAUAAUUAAUGAGGAAAAUGAAAAUAAACAGUGGUCAUUCACCUCCCCAUCUAAUUAAGAUAAAGCAGAUGCUUGUGCACUACGUAAUUGGCACAACUCUAUUUAGCGUGUUUACUAGUUUCUAAAGUGUGUUUCAACUAUUGUGGGAAUUUUCUAUGUAAUAAUAACUCUUUUUUCCUAUAAGUAUUUUUCCUUUUUUUUUUGUCUGUAAACACUGUGAGAUUCUGUUUCUUACCAGAGAAUUUCCCCCACCCCCUGCCUUUUUCUCCCUGUUCGCUUGAUUUGUUGAACAGUGUGUCUAAACAAUAUCAUUGAAAUAAAGGCAUACACACUGUAUAAAGUCAAUGUCUAUUUUGAUUGUACAAUUUGUAAUUAUACAAAUGCAUGUUAUUACAUUCAGAUGAAUAAAAAUAAUGUAUUUAUAAUGAGUAGAAAUUAUAUAUUAUGUAUUUAAGAAAUGGAUUUUAAAAAUUCUGAAGAAUUUUAAAAAUCUAUCCCUGAAUUGAGAUGGGCUUGUGGGUGUAGGGGUUGGGGGACAGCAAUAUUUAAAGCUAUGCAAAAAUAAAAAAAAUGUUGGAGGAUGAGAGGCCUGUAAGAUUAAAAAAAAGGUGAUCACCACUGACUGUUUGCUGACAGGGGCUAAAUAAUGUUAGACAAUGUUGUCAAAAUUUCACAUCAGUUACUCUAAACCUAAUCAUACAAUAUCAGCACCUUUUUGUAUUAUUCUGAUUUCAGAUGUAAAGGUUUGUUAUAACAAUGUAUAACUGUGGUUUCGCACUACAUAUUUUAAAUGCAAUUAAACAGAGAUGUUUCCACUUUUAAA